Mangifera indica (mango) is the source of this 6556-nucleotide messenger RNA. RefSeq names its product transcriptional activator DEMETER-like. Bases 295 to 6222 code for a protein of 1975 amino acids. NCBI's taxonomy places the organism in Eukaryota, Viridiplantae, Streptophyta, Magnoliopsida, Sapindales, Anacardiaceae. Gene Ontology annotation, biological process: base-excision repair. The transcript is spliced from 20 exons. Gene Ontology annotation, molecular function: DNA demethylase activity; DNA N-glycosylase activity; 4 iron, 4 sulfur cluster binding. The record is from RefSeq and is a predicted model, not a curated record.
UAAAUUACAGUAUCAAUUUAGUUUUCUUUUUCUCUCUCUAUUUUUUAUUUCCUCUCUCUUUCUUUCUAAUUCAUGAGAGUUUGAAGACUGACUCAAAGUUUCUCCGGCAUUUCCAACAUGAUGACUCUCUAGCAGAUCGGAUAAAUUCAGACAAUGGGGAGGCAUAGGAGGGAGGGGGUUGUUGUAAAAUUGGAAUCGUGGCGAUUUUGCUGCUUAAUUUAGUGAGUAGAGGAGAAUUGGAGCUUGGAAGAGAGGUAGAUUUAUUAAUUUAUCUUUGUAAUUUAUGUUGGUUUAAUGAGUCCCAGAACUAAGUUCGGGGAGGAGGUUUCAGUUUCAAGAGAGAAAAAAUUCCAGAUCAUGGGUACUUGGAUGCCAGUUACUCCUAAAAAGUCAAUUCCUGUGAGAUCUAGUCCAGUGGCAAUAGACAGACAUGAGAGACCACUGGCAAGAGAAAACUGGCAAGAAAUGGCUGGGUUGCCUGUUGGAAAUAUGCAAGAGAUGCUACAUUACAAUCAUAGCAUUAAUCAUAUACAAGAGCUGCCGAUUUACAGUAGAGGCGUUAAUCAUAUACAAGAGCUGCCGAAUUACAGUAGAGGCAUUAAUCAUAUACAAGAGCUGCCAAAUCACAGUAGAAGCAUUAAUCAUAUACAAGAGCUGCCGAAUUUCAGUAGAGGUGUUAAUCAUCUACAAGAGCUGCCAAAUUACAAUAGAGGCACUAUUCAUUUACAAGAGUUGCUAAAUUACAAUGGGGGUGUUCAUAAUUUGAAUCCGGUUGGACAAGUCACUCAAAGUGAAGGGUAUUGUGGUGGUCGCAAUAUUGGUGUGGCUGAGAGAAGUGGAAUGAUCAACCAAAUUGCAGCCUCCUACAGACCAGCCUUGCAUAAUAAUAGCGCAGGCUGGAAUGUUAAGACAGUAGCUGAACUUUUGGCAAUAAAUAAUGCGGCAGCAUUUGCCUCUCCCAACAAAACUCAAGGCAGAAGUACAAGCAUGGCAAAUGCACCUCUAAUUCCAGGUUUGCAAUCUCAAGUUAGCAGUUGGAGAGAUUCUGAUUCAACUAAUUUGGUUCACAAUCAAAUUCACUUUGGCUCAAAUCCAUUGAGUAACAGUUCCGGCUUUCAGCAGAUAUCCCAAGAUGGAUUGCUUGUUACUUAUGGAUCCAACUACAAACUGAAUUCACCAAGUACUGCAGCUUGUGCAGGUCCAAGCAUCACUACCACAUUGCCAAUCUCACCGGUAACACCAGAUCGUCAGUUGAAGAAGUUGGCAAAUAAUCAGGUUUCUAUGACAGUAAAUUUCUCAAUGAAUGAAAUCUCAACUCCAGAAAAAGACAAACAAGAAACCUCAGUCAUGCCCAUUGGGAAUGAAGGUACUCAGCUCAUUUCUGAUGAAUUCUUUCACAAAGAUAUGUCGUCUUCUGCCAUUUCAACAGCACUUGAGGAAAAAAAGGAUUUGGAUAAUGGGGGUGACCAGGGAAUUGACCUUAACAAGACACCCCAACAGAAACCACCGAAAAGAAAAAAGGUCAGGCCAAAAGUAUUUGUAGAAAAACCCAAAAAGACUGAAAAAAAGACUCCUGGUGAGAAGAGAAGGUAUACGCGGAAGAAAGACCUGAAAGAAUCAGCAAAUCAACCAGAAGAUGUUUUGAGGGAGACUACUGAUCCUAGUGCUGAACCUCCUGCAAAAUCAUGCAGAAGAUCAUUGAAUUUUGAUUUUGAGAAGUCCAGAAAAGGAAGUCAGAGUGAAGUAAUUAGUCAUCUGGAAGAAAUGCAACAAAGGCACCCGGGGACUUUUAAUUUAAACUUGGAUUCUCAAGCCACAGAAUUAACCAACAGAAUAAGCGGAACAAAGUCAACCAUGCUGAUUGGCCAUCAGAAUAAUUUGCCCACAGUAAAUCAACAACCAGGAAUUGUUAAUACCAAUACCCUUUCCAUGAAUCAAAUUCUGGUUGAUAACAUAUCAAUACCAGAAAGGCAUGCAGUUGCAUCUUCACCACUUGCAAGAAAAGAUCCCUGCAACAAAGGUUUAAAUGUCAUAGCAAGUAACGUAGACACUAAAACAGCUCAACCAUGCCAAAAGAGUAGCAGAAAUGGAAACACUCAUAUCCAGCAACAUAUUAAUGCAAAAGGAAUUGGAGAGACAGUGUCUCCAGCGGAAACCAUUUUUGGAAACUUUGAGAAAACAAGAGUGAUAUUUUCAACUAUCCCUCAAUCACAGGUUUUGUCCAGUUUGAAAGAAGCAAGGGGAUUCAAGAGAAGAUAUGGCCAUGCAAUUGAGCAGACACAUCCACAUACUGAAAAUUCAAUGGGUUCUUCAUUAUUGUACCAAGAUAUUUUUCAGAUGAAUGGAUGCCACCAAAACAGCAACAUUGUUGGUGUAGGUUCAAACAAAAACAAUAAAAUUGAGAAUGGACGACAUACAAACAUAAACAGCAACCUUUGGGGUACAGAUGCAAUCAAAUGUUGCUCACAUCAAGUUCAAACAAAACGUGUCAAUCAUAUCAAUGGGAGUAGCCAUCAGAUAGGGGAUGGUGAAGUGGUCAAGAGGCUUAUUGACUGGGAUCCUCAAUCUAUGGCUUAUGAGGGUAACUUGCCAAACCAGAUUCAUUCUAAGCAGCAUUUAAGUGCAGAAAAAUUGAGAGAGACUAUUGGAUUGACUUCAAUCCCUGACUCUGUACCCUUAAUGGCAAGUGAGAGAUGUAACCUGCUCCAACCUACUCGCCCAGGCAAAGCCCCCUCACCUGCAGACAGGCUAGCAAGGAAAACUUGCCACACUAAUGGUUCAGCAAAGCAGAAUGUUAAAUGCAAUUUAGGCAAAUCAACUUCAUCUGGAAGGGAUCAGAUGCAAUCAGAACAUGGAGAAGUCUUGCAAGAUCAUCUGCAGUAUUCUGCAAAAAUAAAAGGACUGCCAAAUAAACAGAUUUAUCCUAUUUCAAUGGAUGAGAUUAUAAAUAAAUUCAAAGCUCUCAAUCUCAACAGAACGUCUGGCCAGGUACAAGAGCAAGUGCAGAAUGCAAUUGUUCCAUACAAUCAAGAUGGAAAAAUUGUUCCAUACAAACAAGAUGGUACAAUUGUUCCAUAUGAAGGUUUUGACUUCAUCAAGAAACGUAAGCCAAGGCCUAAAGUGGACCUUGACCCAGAGACUAAUAGAAUCUGGAGUCUAUUGAUGGGCAAGGAAGGAAGUGAAGGCCUUGAAGGGAUGGAUGAGGAAAAGGAAAAAUGGUGGGAAGAGGAGAGGAAAGUUUUUCAAGGACGAGCUAAUUCAUUCAUUGCAAGAAUGCAUCUUGUACAAGGUGAUAGACGCUUCUCGAAAUGGAAGGGGUCAGUUGUUGACUCAGUGAUAGGAGUUUUCCUAACUCAGAAUGUUUCUGACCAUCUCUCAAGCUCUGCCUUCAUGUCUUUGGCAGCACGAUUUCCUCUCAAGUCAAACAACAAGAGAUGCAACAUAGAUGGUACAAACAUAUCAGUUGAAGAACCAGAAGUAUGUAUGCCGAGCCCAAAUGUUUCCAUCCAAUGGAAUGAACAGGUAUUAAGGAAUCCACUCUGCGGUCAAAAUGCUAUAACCCCGCAUGAAUUGACAGAACGUCAGAGAGAAAGAAAUAUCUCAGGGAUAGAAAAAACAAGCUUAUUGGAGGCACAUAGUCAUAGCUUGGAGGAAGAAGUCGUAUCAUCACAAGAUUCUUUUAGUUCUUCAAUCCUUCAAGGCAGUGGAGGAAUCAAAUCCUCUUCAGGCUCUAACUCUGAAGCAGAAGACCCUAUUUCUGGGUGCAGACCUAAACAGGUUCAUGGUUCAACACAUUUUCUACAAGUGAGAAAUGCAGCCUUGUUUCAGGAUCUCAACAGUUGCAUAAAUGUGAACUCACUUUUUCAAGAGGGUUAUGGGAAUGGGCACAAGUCGUCAAAUGAUACAGAAAACAGCCAACAAGACUCAAGACUGGACAGCAUGGAGAACUUUGGCAGCUCUUUAACUUUUACUCAAUUACUCAAUUUUGACGAUUCACAGAAUCAGGUGCCACUACUCCCUUCCCCCAAGUAUCAGCCACAAAUGAAUUGGUACUCAGAAGUAUUGGAAAGCUCUGAGAUCUGCAGUGGCGACUGCCUAUCUUCCUGGCAUUCAACUGAUUCUGGGUAUCCAAAGGGAAAAGAUAGCAGAAGAAAUGGACAGCUGGCAGAAGAUGUGGGUGAAACAACAGUCCAACAGAAUGGAUUACCAAUUUCAGAAGAAAUGCCACCAGUGCGCACACAUGCAAAAUUAAGCAAGCAAUCAAUGCCACAACAAAAUAUUUCUCAACCAGGGUCUCAGAAAAAAUGUAAUCAACAAAAUGGUGAAAGCAUGCCACUUAGAGAGCCUAUUAAUCAUGUUGAAACACUGGCUCAGGGGCAGAAUAGUACAAUGCAGAAUGUACCGAAUUGCAGGGAGGUUGCAGAAAAAACAUUUCAUUUAGAAAAAAGAGUAUCUGCAGUGAAUAAGGUCCCAGAAAAUACAACAGUUAACCCAAAUUCAAAGGAGCAAGCACUUUCUAAAGCAUAUGGCGGGGCAAAUCCCAGUAUUUCAAAGUCAAAAAAAGGGAAGAUUGAUGCUGCUAAAAAGAAUACAAUGGACUGGGACAUGUUAAGAAAACAGGUCUUGGGCAAUGGUAAGAAAAAGGAAAGACCUAAAGACACAAUCGACUCAUUGGACUAUGAAGCAGUGAGAUGUGCCCAUGUUGAUGAGAUUUCUAAAGCUAUCAAAGAAAGAGGGAUGAACAACAUGCUAGCAGAGAGAAUACAGGAUUUCUUAAAUAGAAUUGCCCGGGAACAUGGAAGCAUUGAUCUUGAAUGGUUAAGAGAUGUUCCCCCUGACAAAGCAAAGGAUUAUUUAUUAAGCAUACGUGGAUUGGGGUUAAAAAGUGUAGAAUGUGUGAGGCUGUUAACUCUUCAUCAUCUUGCCUUUCCGGUUGACACAAAUGUUGGACGCAUAGCAGUUAGAUUGGGAUGGGUCCCUCUGCAACCACUGCCUGAAUCUCUUCAGUUACACCUCUUGGAGCUAUACCCAAUAUUGGAAUCAAUACAGAAAUAUCUGUGGCCAAGAUUGUGCAAACUCGAUCAACGAACACUAUAUGAGUUACAUUACCAACUGAUUACAUUUGGAAAGGUUUUCUGUACAAAGAGCAAACCAAAUUGCAAUGCAUGUCCAAUGAGAGGAGAGUGCAGACACUUUGCAAGUGCUUUUGCAAGUGCAAGACUUGCAUUGCCAGGCCCUGAGGAAAAGAGUAUGGUGAGUUCAACCAUUCCUACUACAACUGAACAAAACCCUGCCCCAGUUUUCAAUCCUGUGCUAUUACCCCCACCUGAAGAAAAGUCAAUCAGAGAAGCAGGGCGUGAUAUUGGCAAGUGUGAACCCAUAAUUGAAGAACCAGCAACACCAGAGCCAGAAUUGACAGAAAUAUCAGCAAGCGACAUUGAGGACACUUUUUAUGAGGAUCCUGAUGAAAUCCCAACGAUAAAACUCAAUAUUGAAGAGUUUACAGUGAAUGUGCAGAACUUUAUGCAAAAGAACAUGGAGCUUCAAGAAGGUGACAUGUCUAAGGCUCUAGUUGCUUUAGACCCGGACGCUGCUUCAAUUCCUGCUCCCAAACUCAAGAACGUGAGUCGCCUGCGUACAGAGCAUCAAGUGUAUGAACUUCCAGAUUCUCAUCCUCUGCUAAAAGGGAUGGAUGGGCGGGAACCUGAUGAUCCCAGCCCAUAUCUCCUUGCUAUAUGGACACCAGGUGAAACUGCCGAUUCAAUUCAGCCACCUGGAAAAAACUGUGGGUCACAAGAAUCAGGAAAGUUAUGCAAUGAGAUGACAUGCUUUUCAUGUAAUAGUAUGAGAGAAGCCAAUUCACAAACAGUCAGGGGAACUCUUCUGAUACCUUGUAGAACAGCAAUGAGAGGAAGCUUCCCACUCAAUGGAACAUACUUUCAAGUUAAUGAGAUGUUUGCAGAUCAUGAGUCUAGCCUCAAUCCAAUCCAUGUUCCAAGAGAAUGGGUAUGGAAUCUGCCAAGGCGUACUGUUUACUUUGGAACAUCUGUAUCAUCAAUAUUCAAAGGCCUUACAACAGAGGGGAUACAGUACUGCUUUUGGAGAGGUUUUGUUUGUGUGAGGGGGUUUGACCAAAAAACACGAGCACCCCGACCUCUUAUGGCAAGGUUGCACUUUCCAGCAAGUAAGUUAACCAAAGCAAAAAUUGAAAACAAAAGAUAAGCAGCCUAUGAUGUGGAGAAGAUUAUCAGCCAAAGUAAUAAUAAUGAUCCAAUCAUUAGCGAUGAUUACCAGCAAAAGUAUCAAUAAUGAUCUGACUGAAAAGGGGAGACAAGAUUGCUGACUUGAGGAAGAAAAAAGAAUUUUGACUAACAUAUUGUUGUACAUUCCAUUGUUCUUUCUCUAACAUGAGAAUGCAUUCACCUCAUGUUAGCCGGUGAAAAGAAAGUUUCAGAUUAGAUUGCGAGAUCCCAUGGAAAUGGGAUGUAAUUUGUAUUUACAAUUAUAAUCUCAAUUCAUGCUCAAAUGAGCAAUUUUUUUAUGAUUAGCAAAUGAA